Molecule: messenger RNA, 2583 nt
Organism: Erythranthe guttata (spotted monkey flower)
Lineage: Eukaryota; Viridiplantae; Streptophyta; Magnoliopsida; Lamiales; Phrymaceae
Source: RefSeq, a predicted model, not a curated record
AAAAUGGGGUGUCGGUUUUGAUUUUCUACUUACUGCAUUUUACAGUCUGUAUCCCGAUUUUUCAAGGGCGAAAACGUGAAAUUUGAUUUAUCUGUUUUUGGUGUUGAAACAAUUUUUUACAUUAGCAAAAGCAUUUAAUUGCAUAGGAACCACAUAAUGUGGCCAGUUAUAUCGACCAUGGCUAUCGAAAAUUGAGGGUAAUUUGUAAAACACAAACGGACUUGCUUUGUAUUUGUUAGUUUAGAAACAGCCCAACGAGCCAGGAUUCAAAGGGUGUAUUUUUUUUUUGUGCUUUAAAUGAUAAUGAUUAAGGUGGUUCAUUGUCUUCCUUCACUUCACAUGAAUAUAAACAGGCACUGCGCGCUGCUCCAGCAGAUGUUGAAGAUAAGGAGAAAAACCUUGUUGCAAUGCUGUACCUUAAUCGUGCUUCCACAUUGCAUGUGAGUUUUAACUCGUGAUCAUUCAUGGCCCACAUGUGUUACCAAGUGAAAUUGGGAUUCUUUCUGGAAAGUCUGAGAGAUUGCAGCCGGGCUCUCAUAGUAUCCCCAGCCUAUGCAAAGGCAUGGUUUAGGAGAGCUAAGGCAAAUUCUUCAUUGGGCAACUAUGAAGAUGCUAUCAAGGAUUUGACUGUUUCCCUGAAGAUAGAGACAUCCUCGAGUGGAAAAAAACAGAUAGAAAAUGAACUUAAUAUGCUGUUGAACAAAUCCGGGCUAAGUCGUGCUAUAGAGAAACCAUAUCAUGACAGCUCAGAGGAACGUCUUCUGAUGGAACUCAAAUAUGUCUCUACAACUACUAAAGGGAGGGGAAUGACCUCAUUUACUGACAUUCCCCUGGCUUCUUUAAUUCAUAAGGAAGAUCCAUAUGCUGCGAUUAUAUUGAAGAAUUGUCGGGAAACUCAUUGUGCUUUCUGCUUCAAUGAACUACCAGCGGAUACAGUGCCCUGCGUCUCAUGUUCAAUUCCAUUAUACUGCUCUCUAAAUUGUCAAGUACAAGCAGGAGGAGAAGAUUUUUCACUGUGUAAGGACAAAUAUAGGCUUCCACAAGAGUUAUCUGAUGAUCUUGAACAAUAUGCUAAAAAUGUGACUUCGCCUGACAUUUCAAGUUCAAGUAUUGAACAUGCUGCUGAACAUAAACAUGAGUGUCAAGGUAUGCACUGGCCUGCAGUUUUGCCGUCUGAUGUGGUUCUGGCUGGCCGCAUCCUCGUGAAGCAUAUAGAAAAACAGAGCUGUGGUGGCGUUGAUUCUAAAAUUAAUCGGAUUCUGGAUCUCUGUGAAAAUUACGGGAAACUUUCGUAUGAAACCAAAUUGGAGUUUCAUGUUUAUUCUAUUAUUCUCCUGUGUUGUCUUCAAAGAUUUUAUGCCUCCAAGCUUCCGUUAAACUCGGCCACAACUUUAGAGAUUAUCAUGCUUCUGUCUAGAAUUAGAGUCAAUUCCAUGGCAAUUGUUCGUAUGAAUCAUCCAGAUGGAAGGCAGAAUCUAGAUUAUAAUGCAACAAGUUCUGUGGAACAGGUUCAAGUGGCUCAAGCUGUAUAUUCUAGUGGCAGUUUAUUCAACCAUUCUUGCGUGCCAAAUGUUCACGCAUAUUUUCUUUCACGUACCCUCUUCAUGCGAGCAACAGAAAAUGUCACAGCAGGAUCCGAACUGGAACUCUCUUACGGCCCUCAGGUUGGGCAGUGGGAUUGCAGUGAGCGUCGCAAGUUUUUGGAAGAGCGAUACUCGUUUAUCUGUCAGUGUAGUGGUUGUUCACAACUGAAUUUUUCUGAUCUUGUCCAUACUGGUUACCGGUGUAGUAUACCAAAUUGUUCUGGAGUAGUCCUGGAGAGCUGUGUUGCUAAAUACGAGAAGGAAAAACUCAAACAUUUCAAAGGACCAGACUCGUUGCAGCAGUAUAUCCUCAAGGAUGAUAAGAUCGGCGGAGUAGCUAGUCAUGUGUUUGAGCAAAAUGAUUACUAUCGUUGCUUUGAGCCAGGCCAUUGUUUGAGUUGUGGCUCUUUUCGUGAUCUACCAGCUUCACAAAAAACAAUCGUCAAAGCUGAGAUUCGUGUCCGAAGAUUGCAGGAAGCAGUAGCUUCUGGUGAAAUUGCAACCGAUUUAGUUGUGGACGCGUUGAAAUCUAUUGAUAUUUUAAGAACAGUAUUGCAUCCUUUCAACAAGAGAAUAGCUGAGGUGGAAGAUAUUAUCGCACAAGCAUUUUGUUCGAUUGGAGAAUUCCAAGCUGCACUGAAACAUUGUCGGGCUUCAAUAGAGAUCUUGGAAAAGCUCUACGGUGAAAGCCACAUCGUCAUUGGGAAUGAGCUGAUUAAACUCGCGUCAAUCCAGUUAUCAAAUGGUCUUAAAAAUGGUGCAGACAAUACAAGUCGAACUGUUGCAAUAUUUUCACAAUAUUAUGGAUCUCAUGCAGACAACAUGUUUCCACAUUUACGGUACCUUAAGAGUUAAGAGGGAAGCCUCCACACUUCAGUAAUUGUUAUGUUUAUACUCUAUCGACCACAUGAAUUUUUGCAAGUUGUAUUAAUUUGUAUCCUUGUGUUAACCAGAUCUAUAUUCAGCUAGUUGCAUUAAUUUAUUACCGUUUGUUCUUUUA